Messenger RNA from Pyrenophora tritici-repentis Pt-1C-BFP, 807 nucleotides. RefSeq lists its product as uncharacterized. NCBI's taxonomy places the organism in Eukaryota, Fungi, Ascomycota, Dothideomycetes, Pleosporales, Pleosporaceae. The record is from RefSeq and is a predicted model, not a curated record.
AUGUCUUUCUCUGUCUUCCUGCGGACUACUCUCAUAGCCACAGCCUUCACCGUUGGCACAACAGCCUCAGCAUGCACUCGCGAAGGUCUGAUCAAAGCCGCAAACUCAUACCUUAGUGCCCAGGCUGCGGGCAAUCCCAGUUCGCUGAACCUUGUGACUACCAACUUCACAUACUCACAGAACAACAAGGUCUCCAAUAUCGCGACUAGUCUUCUCUCAACGCCGUCGAGUAUUGACCUUAAUCGAACCACAGCCGACAUAUUAGCAUGCGCUAGCUAUACGAUGUGGAUCAGUACAUCUGAAAGCAAGCCUCGCGUCGUCAGCACGCAAAUCCGCCAUAGCGACAACGACACAGCCACCAUCAGCAGCAUCGACACUGUCGCCGCCACGACUGGAGAUCUGUUCUUCGAUGCUGCAAAGACAUUGUCUUAUAUCCGCGCUGAAAUCUGGACGCCGCUUCCUAGCUCUUCCCAGCCUUCUCGAGCGCUCCUCAAAUCCUUCGGUGACGCCUACCUUGAUAUGUGGACAGAUGCUACGGCUGCUGGCAAGAUAUCUUGGGGUACACAGUGUGAGAGAGUAGAGGGAAGUAGGUUGACAAAACCAUGUGGGGCAGAUUUGCCACGUGGCGGCAGUAAGAAGGCAAAUGGUAUGAGACGGUACGUGAUCGACGAGACAGUGGGCAGUGUGCAAGUCUCUUGUCAAUUUGACAGCCUCGGAGCUUGGCCAGAUAGUCACGAGAUCAGGGUCGAGGAUGGCAAGGUCAAGUAUGUCCAUACUGCUACCGUUAUGAGGGGCGUUGGAGCUUGA